AUGGCGACGACCGCUGCUGGCCCGUCGCGACCCAGUCGCCUUUUCUAUAUCAACGACAAGGCAAGCGGCUUCCGUUUCCUUGUUGAUACCGGUGCCGAGGUCAGUGUCAUCCCGCCUCUAAGGCGUCACCGCCUCAAGCCUUUGCAAUUCUCAUUGCAGGCUGCAAAUAGCACUACAAUCAGCACCUACGGCCAACGGUCCAUCACCUUAGAUCUGGGUCUCCGGCGACGUUUUCAAUGGUCUUUAUUGAGGCUGACGUCAAAUCGCCUAUUAUCGGGACCGACUUUUUGUCAUCUUUCGGCUUAACACUCGAUGUCAGACACCGUCGCCUCCCAGAGACAACCACCCAACUCUUUACCAUAGGUACCAUUAGCUCUGAACUUUCGGCUGACAUUCAUCUCACGAUCCCCAGCACCCCUUUCGCUGACAUUUUGAAGGAAUACCCGUCCAUGACUAAACCAUGUCAUUUUACCGAAGCCGUUCAACACGGAGUGAAACACCACAUUGUCACGGCAGGGCAACCAGUGCACGCUCCUCCGCGUAGACUCCACCCUGAGAAGCUCCGAAUUGCAAAGAACGAAUUUGAACAUAUGAUGAAUCUGGGUAUUAUGCGCCCUUCAUCUAGCCCAUGGACCUCACCACUGCACAUGGUGCCAAAGAAGUCCUCUGACGAUUGGAGACCGUGCGGUGAUUAUCGAGCCCUAAACAGCUCCACAAUCCCUGACCGGUACUCCAUUCCUCACAGUCAUGACUUUUCCCGCAUGUUGGCCGGUAAAACUAUUUUUUCCAAGAUAGACCUCGUCAGGGCGUACCACCAGAUCCCGGUCGCUGAGGAAGAUAUCCCAAAGACUGCUAUCACGACACCCUUUGGGCUGUUCGAAUUUAUUCGCAUGCCUUUUGGUUUGCGCAAUGCUGCCCAGUCGUUUCAGCGCUUUAUCGAUGAGAUCUUGCGAGGCCUUCCAUUCGCUAACGCCUACAUCGACGACAUACUCGUCGCAAGCUCUUCGGCAGAAGAACAUGCCUCGCAUUUACGCCUCAUAUUCGAUCGUUUCCAGCAACACGGUUUGCAAUUAAACGUCGACAAAUGCGUUUUUGGCGUUAAUUCUCUCGAUUUUCUUGGCCAUUACGUCGACCAGCACGGAAUCACUCCACUUACAGAGAAGGUGCAAUGCAUCUUGUCUUUCCCUGUUCCCAACACACUCGCUCAGCUGCGACGUCUCAUAGGCCUUAUGAACUAUUACAGACGUUUUAUUCCCCAUUGUGCGGCAAUUCUGGCUCCCUUGACCGACCUUUUGAAGUCGAAAGCAAAACCUAUUGAACUUUCACCGGCAGCCCAUACAGCUUUUGAGGAAGCGAAGAAGGUUCUUGCCGAUGCCACCAUGCUGCACCACCUCAGUUCUGACGCUCAUGCACAGCUCAUUUUGACCACUGACGCUUCCAGCAGUGCUGUCGGCGCAGUCUUGCAUCAACAGGUGAAUAACCAGUUGCAGUCUUUAGCUUUCUUUUCAUAGAAGCUACAACCGGCGCAGACUCGCUACAGCACUUUCUCUCGCGAGCUCCUUGCCAUCUACUUGGCCAUACGUCACUUUCGAUACCUUUUAGAGGGCAGCGACUUUUCGAUCUACACCGACCACAAACCUCUCACUUACGCCCUCAAGUCCAAGCCAGAUCGGUACUCGCCCAGGGAAGUUCGUCACCUGGACUAUAUAUCGCAGUUUACUGCAAAUAUCAGCUACGUCUGA
Messenger RNA from Spirometra erinaceieuropaei, 1742 nucleotides. The record is from the annotation of a GenBank genome assembly. Lineage: Eukaryota; Metazoa; Platyhelminthes; Cestoda; Diphyllobothriidea; Diphyllobothriidae.